UGAGGUGAGCCGGAAGUUCCCGGCCCUCAUUCCCUGGGAUUCGGAACAAUACUCGUCGCGCAGGGAGGAGCCUCCCCUCCCCCGCCGCUUUCCUACAUUAGUUUCGCCCGUUUGCAGUCAGUCAUUCGCAGCCGCACAGACAGGGCGCAGCCAUGAGCGUCAAUACGGCCGAGAUCAACUUCAAGUGGGACCCGAAGUCCCUGGAGAUCCGCACGCUGGCCGUGGAGCGACUGCUGGAGCCGCUGGUCACUCAGGUCACCACCCUGGUCAACACCAGCAACAAAGGCCCCUCCGCCAAGAAGAAGGGCCGCUCCAAGAAAGCCAAAGUGCUGGCCGCCUCCGUGGAGCAAGCGACGCAGAACUUCCUGCAGAGCGGCGACAAGAUCGCCCGAGAAAGCCAGUUCCUACGGGAAGAGUUGGCGGCGGCGGUGGAGGAUGUCCGCACUCAGGGCGAGCAGAUGAGGUCAGCCUCCGGGGACUUCGCUGAUGACCCCUGCUCCUCGGUGAAGAGGGGGAAUGUCGUCCGAGCCGCCCGCACCCUGCUGUCCGCGGUCACCCGGCUGCUCAUCCUGGCAGACAUGGCCGAUGUGUACAAGCUGCUGGUGCAGCUGAAGGUGGUGGAGGAGGGCAUCCUCAAGCUGAGGAAUGCGGGCACCGAGCAGGACCUGGGCAUCCAGUACAAAGCCCUGAAGGCAGAGGUGGACAAGCUGCAAGCCAUGACUGCAAAGCGCCAGCAGGAGCUCAAGGAUAGUGGGCACCGGGACCAGAUGGCAGCAGCCAGGGGCAUCCUGCAGAAGAACCUACCCAUCCUCUACACUGCCACCCAGGCCUGUCUCCAGCACCCAGAUGUAGCUGCCUACAGAGCUAACCGAGACCUGGUCUAUAAGCAGCUCCAGCAAGCAGUGACUGGCAUCUCCAACGCAGCCCAAGCCACCACCUCAGAGGAGACCACUGCCCAGCAUGGAGGUGAGCUUGCCGUUGCCUUAAAUAACUUUGACAAACAGAUUGUUAUGGACCCCCAGGGAUUCAGCGAGGAGCGUUUCAGGCCAACUCUAGAGGAACGCCUGGAGAGCAUCAUCAGUGGCGCUGCCCUAAUGGCUGAUUCUGCUUGCACCCGUGAUGACCGCCGAGAGCGGAUUGUGGCCGAAUGUAAUUCGGUGAGACAAGCUCUGCAAGACCUCCUCACAGAGUACAUGGGAAAUGCCGGGCGUAAAGAAAGGAGUGAUGCCCUCAAUAUCGCCAUAGACCGGAUGACCAAAAAGACCAGAGACUUGCGCAGGCAGCUACGUAAAGCAGUUAUGGAUCACGUUUCUGACUCCUUUCUUGAAACCAACGUGCCUCUUCUGGUCUUAAUCGAGGCUGCCAAGAACGGGAAUGAGAAAGAAGUCAAAGAGUACGCCCAGGUAUUCCGUGAACAUGCAACCAAAUUGAUUGAAGUGGCCAACUUGGCUUGCUCCAUAUCCAACAAUGAAGAUGGGGUUAAAAUUGUCCGAAUGUCUGCCAACCAGCUUGAAGCACUCUGCCCUCAGGUUAUCAAUGCAGCCUUGGCGCUGGCAGCUAAACCUCAUAGUAAAGUGGCCAUGGACAAUAUGGACAUCUUCAAGGAACAGUGGGAGAAGCAAGUGUGUAUCCUGACCGAUGCUGUUGAUGACAUCACUUCCAUUGAUGACUUCUUGGCAGUCUCCGAGAACCACAUAUUAGAAGAUGUCAACAAGUGUGUCAUUGCCCUCCAGGAAAGGGAUGUUGAUGGACUCGAUCGUACAGCUGGUGCAAUCCGUGGUCGUGCUGCAAGAGUCAUCCAUGUUGUCACUGCUGAAAUGGAAAACUAUGAGGCUGGCAUCUACACUGAGAAGGUUGUUGAGGCCACCAAACUCUUGUCAGAUGUUGUUAUGCCACGUUUUGCAGAGCAAGUAGAAGCUGCAGCCAGUGCUCUUACUGGAGACUCCAACCUACCAGUAGAUGAGAAUGAAUUCAUUGAUGCCUCCAGACUGGUGUAUGAUGGCAUCCGUGACAUCCGCAAAGCCGUGCUUAUGAUAAGAACACCCGAAGAACUGGAUGAUUCUGACUUUGAAACUGAGGACUUUGAUGUAAGGAGUCGUACCAGUAUCCAGACUGAAGAUGAUCAGCUCAUUGCUGGGCAGAGUGCCAGAGCCAUCAUGGCCCAGCUUCCACAGGAGCAAAAAGCUAAAAUUGCUGAGCAGGUGGCAAGUUUCCAGGAAGAAAAGAGCAAGUUGGAUGCAGAGGUAUCCAAAUGGGAUGACAAUGGCAAUGACAUUAUUGUCCUGGCCAAGCAGAUGUGCAUGAUCAUGAUGGAGAUGACUGACUUUACAAGGGGCAAAGGACCCCUCAAAAAUGCUUCUGAUGUCAUUGGGGCAGCCAAGAAAAUUGCAGAGGCUGGUUCACGGAUGGAUAAAUUGGGCCGGACCAUUGCUGACCACUGCCCUGACUCUGCCUGCAAACAGGACCUUCUGGCCUAUCUCCAACGCAUUGCCUUAUACUGCCAUCAGUUAAAUAUUUGCAGCAAGGUCAAAGCCGAAGUACAGAAUCUUGGUGGCGAGUUGGUUGUCUCCGGAGCUGACAGCGCCAUGUCCCUCAUACAAGCUGCCAAGAAUCUGAUGAAUGCUGUAGUGCAAACGGUGAAAGCAUCUUACGUGGCCUCCACCAAAUAUCAGAAAUCCCAAGGCAUGGCUUCUCUUAACCUACCUGCAGUGUCUUGGAAAAUGAAAGCCCCUGAGAAGAAGCCCCUUGUCAAGAGAGAGAAGCCUGAUGAGACCCAAACUAAGAUCAAGCGAGCAUCCCAGAAGAAGCAUGUCAACCCAGUGCAGGCUCUUAGUGAGUUUAAAGCCAUGGAGAGCAUCUAAACGGACCUCUAUGGACACUUGCAGAUUAUUCCCACUGCCCAUCAUUCUCUAUUGUCCCAAUUUCAGCCCCGUCUCUUUCCAGAUUAUCAAAGUUUUCUAACGACUAAUAGAAAUAUUUAAAGGGAGGGUCCAUAUAAAAUACCCUAUUGCCGCUUCUAACUUGAAAACCUAUACAGAUUCCUAUGUCUUGAUUGAUUUAGGGGUUAUUAUGAGCACCCCUUCAAAACCGCCUGCAGCAUAAUAACCCCACCCCAAGUAAAUGCAAUUAUUGGUAAGAUUUUUGUUGGGUUAAGGCUAUCAAAGGGGUUGUCCGGGUUCAGAGCCCGGACAUACCCAUAAUUUCACCCCGGCAGCCCCCCUGACUUGAGCGUCGGAGCAGUUUAUGCUCCGAUGCUCUUUUUUGCCCUGCGCUAAAUAGCG
Molecule: messenger RNA, 3281 nt
Organism: Bufo bufo (common toad)
Lineage: Eukaryota; Metazoa; Chordata; Amphibia; Anura; Bufonidae
Product: catenin alpha-1-like
Exons: 1
Coding region: 153-2861 (902 amino acids)
Biological process (GO): cell-cell adhesion; cell migration
Cellular component (GO): actin cytoskeleton; adherens junction; catenin complex
Molecular function (GO): structural molecule activity; actin filament binding; cadherin binding
Source: RefSeq, a predicted model, not a curated record